AUGAACGUUCUCUUUAUGGGAGGAGCAUCGGAUCGAGUGGUUGUUGAGUGUCUGCGGAAUGUCUGCCGAAUGUCUGUCGUUGCGCACGAGUCCAUUCCCGGACGCCUUUUUGCCACCUCUUUACAACACUUCCCCCCCUGGACACACACACACACCAGAGUGGAUAAAGAGGUCAUCGAUAAGUUAAACAAAGACAUCAUAGAGGAAGAAAACUUAGACAAGCACAAACCGCACGUCUGUCAGGAACCAGCAUACGAGAGGGACUAUUCGUACUUAUGUCCCGAAGACUGGAUAAAGAAUUCCAAUAAUCAGUGUUGGGGCAUAGACUACGAUGGUCACUGUGAAUCGCUAAAAUAUUUCCAAGAUUAUUCUGCAGAGGAGAAAAAAGAAUUUGAGAUGAACUGCUGCGUCUUGUGGCCUAAGCUAAAAGAUGAAGGCAUGAAAAGAGCGCACAAGAAGGACCUCCUAAGGGGAUCGAUAAGUUCAAGCAAUGGGUUAAUAAUAAAACCGAAAUAUUUGUAA
Molecule: messenger RNA, 522 nt
Organism: Plasmodium inui San Antonio 1
Lineage: Eukaryota; Apicomplexa; Aconoidasida; Haemosporida; Plasmodiidae
Exons: 5
Coding region: 1-522 (173 amino acids)
Source: RefSeq, a predicted model, not a curated record